CCAUAACUAGCAUACCUGUAGAGCAACUUUUUUCGAGUGUUUUUAAUCUAUUUUACCUUUGAUUCUGCCUCGUUUCGUUUUAGGAAUCGUCUAGUACUUUUUGUUUGACAGCAAGGCAAAAGGGCACUCCGUAUAAAGCUAAGGGACAGCUAAAGCACGCGGCAGCACAGCCCAUUCGGGGGAAUUAAUAAGAGCACGAUGCGAAUAGAUGUGAUUGAUAAAGAAAUGGGCUGCCGGCAACAGAGAAACGCCGCCAAUGAGAUUUUCGCCCUUGUCCCUCUCCCGUUUCCCACGCAAGCUUCUCCCUCCUCACUGGCUCACUCACUCACUCACUCACUCUCUCUCACUCGCUCGCUCUCCCGUGUCCGGAAGCAAAUCAUGGCAUACCCGGGGAGACGGCUAUCAAAGCACACCCAGUCCCCCGGUUUUGUAUAUACCCCGAUUUUUUCCCUCUAAGCCUUAUCAAAAGGGCAUACCGGUUUUUAAGCCGCACGCCAAGUAACCGCGCGCGCACGCACGCGGCCUUUUACAAGGUUUUUUUUUUUUGAGUGCCAAGCAUAUAACAUAUUAAUUUUGCGUUUACUAAGCGGAGAGAGAGAGAGAGAGAGAGAGAGAGAGGGGAUUCCAAAAGACCCCAAAAUGCUUGCUUUUCUUUGUGACUACUAGUAGUACUUCUUUUUCAAUUUUACCUCGAAGACGCAGUAGAUUAGAU
Molecule: messenger RNA, 712 nt
Organism: Trichoderma atroviride IMI 206040
Lineage: Eukaryota; Fungi; Ascomycota; Sordariomycetes; Hypocreales; Hypocreaceae
Source: RefSeq, a predicted model, not a curated record